This is a messenger RNA of Notolabrus celidotus (New Zealand spotty), 1707 nucleotides long. It is a transcript of the gene metrnla, whose product is annotated as meteorin like, glial cell differentiation regulator a. The coding region runs from base 290 to 1150 and encodes 286 amino acids. The transcript has 4 exons. The record is from RefSeq and is a predicted model, not a curated record. NCBI's taxonomy places the organism in Eukaryota, Metazoa, Chordata, Actinopteri, Labriformes, Labridae. Gene Ontology annotation, biological process: positive regulation of brown fat cell differentiation; energy homeostasis. Gene Ontology annotation, molecular function: hormone activity.
GCUGCUGUGGACGAGGUGUGACGUACCGAGCAAUCAGGGCUACACAGACAGCAUCGGACCAGGGCUCAGUCCACAUUUCACGGCGGUCCGUCAGCACUGGACGCUACGGCAGACUUUGUAUACGCGCUGUUGUUCCUCUGAACCCCCGAGAAUUAUAGAGGGAACCCCGGUGAGCAGAUCGGAGCGGCCCGGGGGCUUCAUGGAUACGCUAUGUAGCUGGAAAUACGGCGGCGGGACUUCAUCGUAGUUUCACUCGAGAGGAGGCGAAGAAGUGAGCUUUGUGAUAAACAUGCUCACCCCGGUGCUGGCAGCCCUGCUGCCUCUUCUCCUGCUCUUUCGGAUAUCUUUCUGCCAGUACUCAAGCGACCAAUGCAGCUGGAAGGGCAGCGGUCUGACCCACGAAGGCCACGCCAGGGACGUGGAGCAGGUCUACUUGCGUUGCUCCCAAGGCUCUCUGGAGUGGCUCUAUCCCACAGGAGCCAUCAUUGUCAACCUCCGACCCAACAUGGUCUCGCCGGCUGCCUCGCGCUUGUCCGUCUGCAUCAAACCCUCCUCAGACUCUAGAGGCACCAACCUCUACCUGGACCGUAACGGAAAGCUGCGGUUACUGCUGCGUGAACAGGACCAGGCCGAGGGCAAGGUGCAGUGCUUCAGCAUCCAGGAGGGGGCACUCUUUAUCGAGGCCGUACCACACUUGGACAUCAGCCGCAGGAUCACGGCGUUCCAGUACGAGCUGGUCAGCGAGAGGGUGGGGCUAGAGGCACAAUCGCUGAGUGCACCCUGUCAGCCAUGCAGUGAUACUGAAAUGCUUCUAGCAGCCUGCACCAGUGACUUUGUUGCACGGGGCAGCAUUAGGAAGGUGGAGCAGGAAGAGGAACACUCGUCCGUCACUGUGGAGAUCAACCGCCUCUAUAGACAGAAGACCCAGGUGUUUGUAUCUGGGGGAGUGAGGGUACGGAGGUGGACUGGACACAUCAAGAUGCCCCCUCACUGCGGGGUGAGGACCGGGGACGGGAAGUUCCUCUUUAUGGGGACAGUGAGGUUUGGGGAGGCCUGGAUGGGCUGCGCUCCUCGCUACAAAGACUUCUUGCGGCUGUAUCAUGAGGCGGAGCAGCAGGGGACGAAUCCCUGCCAGGUAGACACUGACUGAGUGAGUUACUUUUGAAGCUGGACAAGUCCUCCACAUGGAGGAGAAGAGCUGAACCAAGUUCUAAAGAGAGGAGGAGACUGACAGACUGGCUUUGUGGCAGAGUCUUUCUCCUGCCUGCUGUCUCGUGACUCAUUGGAGACAAAAAAAUGGAGCUCCUGAAUGUUGCCAAGCAGCAUGCUGGAUCGGCUCAAGUCAAACAUGAUGCAACGUGGAAUGUGUUCGGACUGCCUGCCUCGCAGACGUGGAACUCCCAGGUUUUAAAUGUAGCAAAGCGUUUUUGAUUUUAAUGUGUAUAAAAUGUGAAUGAAUGUUGUAUAUUUGAAACUCUUUGUGCUUUGUAAAAAAAAAACUGCUUAAUGUACAGUUCUGAAGAUAUUUCUUAUGAUGGAAAUGUAUAAUGUGAAAGCCUUUUAUUUUUAUUUUGUUUAAAAAAAAGAACCACAAUUGAAUGCCUGAAGUCAUGAGUUUUUUUCAGGCUUGACAGUUGUUUGGAAAAUCAAAACAAAAAAAGUUUUUUUUUUUCUGCCCUUGAGAAUAAAAGCUUUUAUUCUGUGUAA